Liolophura sinensis is the source of this 785-nucleotide messenger RNA. RefSeq lists its product as uncharacterized. The transcript has 2 exons. The record is from RefSeq and is a predicted model, not a curated record. NCBI's taxonomy places the organism in Eukaryota, Metazoa, Mollusca, Polyplacophora, Chitonida, Chitonidae. The coding region runs from base 73 to 489 and encodes 138 amino acids.
CUUAUCUUCCUGAAUCGACAACCAACCAGAUUCCAGGUUACAUUCACAGUAGGUGAACCUCCAUCUAGCAGAAUGGCUGAACGCAUGGAUUUGGCUCGUCUUUUAGCCCAACUUGAUCGUCCCAGUGACGAAGAACAUGGUGACACAGACACAAGUAGUAUGCAGGACAGUGAUUCUGCUGAAUACGUGACGGUUGACCCUGUUAUAACCUUUGAUGGAGACCCUUCCUCUGCAACAACAGAAUCUCUUGGGGAAGGAUGUUCUAGUAAAAAUACCACAGAUGAAGAUAUUGCUCGUCCAGAUCCGAUGGAGGCCUCUACGAUUGCUGACGACUCUCAGAAAGAUCCAGAUGUUGCAGACUCCUGCGUGGACGAUGACUCCUCCACUGAUGAAUCUGCGUCCCUGGGUGAACAUCUUAAAAAGGGACGGUCUCGUAAACGAGCACGAGAUCCAAGUCAAUGGAAAGCUAAUGUACGGAAGAGGCUAUGAAGGGAAACCCUACCUUUCUGUUAGGAAGAAGAUGGUAACAGGGAGAGAAAUAAAGAAUUUGAAAAACUGUCAUACGUCUUGCAGGUUUAAAUGCAUGGAAAACAUUAGCCAGGAAGACAGGGUUCAGAUUCAUGAUGCUUAUUACCAGUUGAAUCAAAACCGUAAAUAUGAUUUCAUUGCUACAACUACAAGUUACGGUAAGACAGACAGGCCCACUGGAAAGGGCCCCUCCCGGAGGAAGAAAUCAAUUAGAUAUUUCUUCUUCCUUUCCGAGAAGAAAAUGCGUGUUUGCAAGC